UGUCUCAAAUUUGAUAAGAAACAGAAAUGAAAUUAGCGUAAAAUAAUUAGAUGUUGUUCUUUAAAACGUGAUUGGCAAAUUCAAAUACUCCAACAGUAAAUCCAUUUUGCGUUUGAAUAAGGAAGUGCCGCCCAGAAGCGACGGAGCGGCGUUACGCGUGCAUCCCGUCUAUAAAAAGCGUUGGCCCGGCUAAAAAUACGCACCAUUCUCACCCGCUAAGUGCGGUAUAUUUAUGCAUUUUGCUGUCUGUCUGGCGAGAGAAACAAAGCAAACUCACAAGAUCUCACAAAACCACCACCACCGCCAGUGCGGAGAAGCAUAGAGAAAACGCCAGCAGAAAAGAAAGCGACGACCUCCUCCCCAUCGGCAAACUCUCCCAUUCUUCCCACACGCUUGCCGAUGUUGUUCCAGCAGUUUCACAAUAACAACCACCGUUCACCGUCGGGUUGGGUUGAACGUUAUUUUUAAAAUUAAACCACCACCAACAGCACCGCCACCAGCAGCACUAACCGCGAUCCGCGAGGUGAUAAUUAGAACAUCGUAAAGGUUGGCCGUUGCGUGUGGCGGAAGUCUCGAGAAGUCUGCUGUCUGUUGUCGCUGCGCUUCAGCUGCAGACCGAGAGUCAACGUUUUAUUCUGUGUUCAGUUGCGUUGCUGACUGCGUAUGGGCGGGAUGAGAAAAACGAUACAUCGCCGUGGGGACGUCAUACUGCAGGAGAAGCCGUUCGCCUGUGUGCUCGAUCCGCGCUACCGCGAUUCAAGAUGUGACCGUUGCUUUAAGGAGACGAAGGUGAUGAAGUGUUCCAACUGUCUGUACGUGCGGUACUGUGGUCGGUCCUGCCAAAAGGAGGCAUGGUCCGACCAUAAGGAGGAAUGCGAAAAGCUGAAAGCGUUACCGCCCGGGCUAGUCGUACCGUCGGCGGCACUGAUGAUUGCGCGGAUCGUGCGCCGUUUGCUGAAGGGAGGCGACACGCACAAGGGCUACUACACCUCGAAGCAGUACCGCAAAUUCUGCGAUCUUAUGCCACACGAGGAAAACAUUCGAGCCGACUCAAAACGGAUGGAGCACUUCGCUACAUUGUACGUGGUACUGCAGCGGCUGCUGGAUGAAGCAUCCCGACCGACCAAAGCGGAAUUGCUCAGAAUCUACGGAAAGAUGUGCAUCAAUACGUUCAACAUACUGGACGCCGAGAUGAGCACGAUCGGGACGGGCAUGUACAUCGGUGCGUCCAUCAUCGAUCACAGCUGCCGGCCGAACGUGGUCGUUUCGUUCGACGGUGAAACGCUCCGGAUGCGCCUGCUGGAAGACUACCCCGAGCAGGAGCUGGACUUUGGCAAGCUUUUCAUCUCCUACAUCGAUCUGAUCGAUACGGCCGAGGUGAGGCGGGAACAGCUGGCCGAACGGUACUACUUCCACUGUGCCUGUGAACGGUGCCGGGAUGAGCAGGAACAGAAGCGCAUGAAUGCCGCUGCCUGCCCGAAUACGACCUGCCACGAACCGCUCGAUUUUAGCGAUUCGGAACUGAACCGAUGCCCUGCCUGUGGUACGGCCGUAACACAUUCCGACCGGGAAGCGUUCGCCGAAAUUAGCAGCUUCACCCGGGACCAUCUAGCGCAGAUGAAAAGCGUUGCAUCGACAGAUCUGGACGUGAGUCGGUUGUGCUUAGAAAAGCAAUCGAACGUGCUACACCGCUACAACGUCCAUCACAUCAAAACGCUCGACAAUGCGAUGGAAAGUGCGCUCAAUUUGGAAAAGUGGACGGAAGCGACCGGGUACGGGUUGCGGUUGCUCGACGGCUUCCGGCAGUACUACAGCCCCUACCAUCCGCUGCUAGGGCUGACGUAUCUGAAGGUGGGCAAGCUGCAGCUCUACCAGUGCCAGUUUACCGAGGCGCUCAAGCAGCUACAGCAGGCGGCCAAAAUUUUGCGUGUCACGCACGGCGAGCUGGACGAUCUGUACAAGCGCGUGCUGGUGCCGCUGCUGUGCGAUGCGGCCCAGGGAGAUCUCGGACAUCUCGCUAUUGCGGGUGAAGGUUAGGCUGAAGAUGCAGGAAAUCAAACACUGAAAGUGAGCUUAUGCUGAAAGUUAUUAAGCAACAAUACAAAAUUGGUUAAGUAUUUCGUUCUCUCGUUGUCGGAUCUUGUCGAUCUACGUAACAAUAAUAAUAAUAAAAAAAAGGUUCGUAACUAUA
This is a messenger RNA of Anopheles merus, 2191 nucleotides long. RefSeq names its product histone-lysine N-methyltransferase SMYD3 (gene Smyd3). The transcript is spliced from 5 exons. Lineage: Eukaryota; Metazoa; Arthropoda; Insecta; Diptera; Culicidae. Bases 664 to 2037 code for a protein of 457 amino acids. Gene Ontology annotation, cellular component: nucleus. The record is from RefSeq and is a predicted model, not a curated record. Gene Ontology annotation, molecular function: protein binding.